Spirometra erinaceieuropaei is the source of this 1392-nucleotide messenger RNA. The record is from the annotation of a GenBank genome assembly. NCBI's taxonomy places the organism in Eukaryota, Metazoa, Platyhelminthes, Cestoda, Diphyllobothriidea, Diphyllobothriidae.
AUGCAUCGCAAGUCUACUGGCACUAUAAACCCCUGCGCAAGUCACCGUCCCUGCUCCCACAAUGCAGUCUGUGGGGCACACGGUGGUCAUAGUCGAAAUCGACGGAAGAUCUGUCGUGUGCGUGUGUGUGUGUGUGUGUGGGCCGAGCACUUCCGAGGCGUCCUCAACCACCCUUCCGUCAUCUCCGACGCCGCCAUCGCCCGCUUGCCGAAAGUGGAGACCAACGUGGACCUUGACCUCCCGCCAUCUCUCCAGGAAACGAUCAGGGCCGUGCAGCAACUCUCCAGCGGGAAAGCACCCGGAUCGGACGCAAUCCCUGCUGAGGUCUACAAGCACGGAGGUCCCCUACUGAUGGAUCACCUUACUGCGCUCUUCCAGGAGAUGUGGCGUCAAGGUGAAGUCCCGCAAGACUUCAAGGACGCAACUAUCGUGCACCUAUACAAGCGCAAAGGGAAUCGCCAAGUCUGCGACAACCACCGCGGCAUCUCCCUACUGAACAUCGCCGGGAAGAUCUUCGCUCGCAUCCUCCUCAACCGCCUCAACAACCAUCUGGAACAGGGCCUUCUACCGGAAAGUCAAUGCGGCUUCCGUCGUCAUCGUGGGACCACGGACAUGAUCUUCGCAGCCCGCCAACUCCAGGAGAAGUGCCAGGAGAUGCGGACUCACCUGUACUCUACCUUCGUGGACCUGACGAAAGCCUUCGACACGGUGAAUCGUGAAGGAUUGUGGAAGAUCAUGCAGAAAUUCGGCUGUCCGGAGCGAUUCACUCAGAUGGUGCGUCAGCUGCACGACGGUAUGAUGGCGCGAGUCACGGACAACGGAGCUGUCUCAGAGGCAUUCGCAGUGACCAAUGGAGUGAAGCAGGGCUGUGUGCUGGCGCCUACCCUCUUCAGUCUCAUGUUCUCUGCCAUGCUGAUGGACGCCUACCGCGACAAACGCCCUGGAAUCCGCAUCGCCUAUAGAACGGACGGUCAUCUCCUGAAUCAUCGGCGCAUGAACUUCCAAUCGCGUGUAUCCACAACUACCGUGCACGAACUCCUCUUCGCCGACGACUGCGCCCUGAACACCACCUCCGAAGCGGAGAUGCAACGGAGCGUGGACCUAUUCUCCGCCGCCUGCGAGAACUUUGGGCUGGUUAUCAACACGCAGAAGACGGUGGUGAUGCAUCAGCCGCCUCCCAACUUAGCCACAGCCCCGAGCGCGCCGCCGCAAAUCAACGUGAAUGGGACUCAACUGCAAGUGGUAGAGAACUUUCCGUACCUGGACAGCACGCUCUCCCGCCACACCAAGAUCGACGACGAAGUCGCCAACAGGAUCUCGAAAGCCAGUCAAGCCUUCGGUCGCCUCCAAAGCACAGUUUGGAAUCGUCAUGGUCUCCAACUGAGUAAAUAG